Molecule: messenger RNA, 525 nt
Organism: Penicillium taxi
Lineage: Eukaryota; Fungi; Ascomycota; Eurotiomycetes; Eurotiales; Aspergillaceae
Exons: 2
Coding region: 1-525 (174 amino acids)
Source: RefSeq, a predicted model, not a curated record
AUGAAGAGAUUUCGAAGACUUGUGAAGGGCAUCGGCGUGGCAGAUCCGGUUUCGCUCGGCGUAAAGUUCGAUAGCAACCUUGGCCGCGUUGCUGCCUAUCUCCAACCCGCCUUUUCCUCUUCCUCCUGCUUUUCCUCCUCCGAAAAUUCCACCGCCUUGUCCGUGUCUAUUGGCACUAUUUCUCAACGGCUGCACGAGCUUGUCAAAGGCGGGUUGGAGAUAGGCAGCAACACAGCCAAGGUUUCUAUUGAACUUUACGCCGAGCGAAACCGGAUCUAUCACGCCGAUGCCCUUCACAAGUCUUCGAAAGCUCUUCAUGAGCUAUUGGUAGAUGGGAAUCGUGAUUGGCCGAGCGAAGAGUUAGCAGAGAUUGUCAAGCUCUGGGUGCCAGCUGGUAAGUGGCGCAAAGACCACCAAGGUAAGUCAUCUAACAAGGUAGAGAAGGAGGAGAAAAAGCAGCAGGAGGAGGAAAAGCAGCAGAAGGAAGAAAAGCAGCAGGAGGAGAAAAGCAGGAGACUAAUCUGA